AUGCCAUUUGGAGUCAGUAGGGUUGCAGAGUGUGAUGUUCAACAUCCAACUACAAUACAUGCAGUGAAAGCGAAAUCCUUAGAUAAGGAACAUGUCCAAAAGUACUUAGAUGACUUCUUGGAUGAUUAUGACCGCAUACUUACGACAUCAGCGGUUUUAAGCGAAGGAUCUAUGGGGUUGAAUACGUAUGUUGGUCCUAAAACGACCACCAUCAGCCAGUUAAAAAGACUUCAAAGAGAACUUCGUGGACUUCCUCCGGUGAUACUAGAAGAAGAGGAAGCAAAUCCUGUUGUUAGUUCUAUCAGUGUGCCAAAGAACAAAAAAAUUGUGUUUGAUGAUGAUGGGGAGACUAAAGGUGAAAAAGAAGAGGAGAAGAAGGAUAAUGAUGAUGAAAUACAGCCAAAGUACACAGAGAGUUCGGAAAGCGAAAGCGAAAGUAAUGAUAGUGAUAGCGUAAGUGAGCCAGAGAAUGAACAAGAUGGAAAUGAAAGCGAGAAUAAUUCUAUAAAAGAAAGCAGGAAGAGGAAGGCGGAGGAAAUUGAAGAAAGCGAAGAGAAGGAGAGGAAGCAUAAGAAGCAUGAGCAUAAGCAUAAGCAUAAGCACAAUGAUUAG
Brettanomyces bruxellensis is the source of this 612-nucleotide messenger RNA. RefSeq lists its product as uncharacterized. The coding region runs from base 1 to 612 and encodes 203 amino acids. NCBI's taxonomy places the organism in Eukaryota, Fungi, Ascomycota, Pichiomycetes, Pichiales, Pichiaceae. The record is from RefSeq and is a predicted model, not a curated record. The transcript has a single exon.